CGAAGGGUUGCUUGAAAAUACAACAAGGAAGUGGACAUUUCUGAACAUCGCUAAAAUAACAUUCAAACGAGAGACGGUUUGAAUUUUCAGGUGACCCAGUUAUUGUAAAAAGUAUCGGGGGGUACAGUCGUCUUGGACUUACCCGAAAGCCCGUUGCUAUCAAUUUACAUAACCGUGGCUCCCGAAUCCAGCAAUGAAUACGGACGUGGAAUUUCACAUCAGACAAAAUUAUCCGUGGAACAAGCUACCAGCAAAUGUCAAACAGAGUCUUGGAAACUCGCAGCGAGAGUACGACAAGCAUGUAUUGCUAUACAGUAUACGAAACCAGUUACGAUACCGCAAUAACCUAGUAAGGCAUGUGAAGAAAGAGGAGCGGAAAUAUUAUGAGGAGCUGUUAAAAUACAGCCGUGAGCACCUCAUGUUGUACCCAUACCAUCUGUCUGACAUCAUGGUUAAAGGAUUGCGAGUGACACCCUUCUCCUACUACAUCAGCAUAAUGGAGGACAUCAUGAACAGUGAGAAGAGUUAUGAUUCCCUGCCCAACUUCACUGCUGCUGACUGUCUGAGGCUUCUGGGCAUUGGGAGGAACCAGUACAUUGAUCUGAUGAACCAGUGCAGGUCGUCCAAAAAAUUUUUUCGCAGAAAAUCAGCAAGAGACCUUCUGCCAACGAAGCCAGUGGAGAUCACUGUAGAGCCCUGGUGGGUAGCACAGACUGGGUACAUCACAGAGGAUGACAUCAGGAUCUGCUCCCCAGCAGAGAAGAAGGCUAUUGAUAAAAUGAUAGACUCUGGACCCCAGCUGGCUGGAUCGAUGGAGUUCAACGUGGUCCUCAGUCUGUAUAACAGAGGCUAUAUAUACCUUGAUGUGCCCAUAUCUGAUGACAGCUGUAUAUCAGUACCACCUCUGGAAGGAUUUGUCAUGAACAGGGUCCAGGGCGAUUAUUUUGAGACACUCCUGUACAAAAUUUUUGUGUCUAUUGAUGAACAGACUAAUGUGUCCGAGUUGGCUAAUGUACUGGAGAUAGACUUGGGCCUGGUAAAGAAUGCAGUGUCAAUGUACUGCCGCCUGGGUUUCGCUAUAAAGAAAGGUCAGGUAAUCAGCCCUGACCAGCUGCACCCCUCAUGGAAAAGUGCCCCCUCCAUCAACAGGCUAAAGAGCUCUAUGGACCCUCAGAAGAUGCUGCUGUCCUGGGAGGGGGGCAGUCCAGUAAUGGAGGCAGGCUCCUCUGCUACUGACACAGACACCACUAGUCUAGAAGACCAAGACACAGCCAGUGUGAGCAGUCUAAGCAUUCCUGCAGCUCCAACCAAGAGAAUCGCCUUUCUGUUUGAUUCCACCCUCACUGCCUUCCUUAUGAUGGGGAACCUUUCCCCUAACUUAAAGAGCCAUGCAGUGACCAUGUUUGAAGUGGGCAAGCUGUCUGAUGAGACUCUGGACAGUUUUCUGAUGGAACUGGAGAAGGUGGAGAGUACAGCAGAAGGAGAAGCACAGAGGUAUUUUGAUCAUGCACUGACCCUCAGGAAUACAAUAUUAUUUCUGCGCUACAACAAAGAGCUCACCCCUGACCAGGCUCCUGACAUACCAAAUAUAGGCCUGCCCUUGGACCUGCUCCGCUGUGAGAGUCUGCUGGGAUUAGAUCCUGCCACCUGCAGCCGUGUGCUCAACAAGAACUACAAACUGCUGGUUUCCAUGGCACCACUAAGCAAUGAGAUCCGACCAAUCAGCAGCUGUACACCUCAGCACAUUGGGCCAGCCAUCCCUGAGGUCAGUUCGAUUUGGUUUAAGCUGUACCUGUACCAUGUGACUGGCCAGGGCCCUCCUUCUCUGCUGCUGUCCAAGGGCUCCAGGCUGCGCAAGCUGCCAGAAAUCUUCCAGGCCUAUGACAGGCUCCUGAUUACUUCCUGGGGUCACGACCCUGGCGUGGUUCCCACAUCAAAUGUGCUGACUAUGCUGAAUGAUGCCUUGACUCACUCUGCGGUGCUUAUUCAGGGUCAUGGCAUGCAUGGCCAUGGGGACACAGUUCAUAUCCCCUUUCCUUUUGAUGAGGAGGACCUCAAAGGAGAAUUCUCCUACUCAAACAUGUGUGUGCACAAGGCCCUGAAGAUUCUCCAGUCCAAAGUGGACCUGGAGCACCAGUGUGGCUACAUCACCAUGCUGAAGUGCAACAACAGGCACCGGCGCAGGCCCAGUGAUGCUGACACAGGGGGAGAAUCAGACCUUGGUACAGGUUUUGAUGGAAAUGGAAGCAACGAGUCUUUUGAACUAGUGACCGAGGAGAACAACGAUGGUAAUAAGAAACAGGGAACAGAAGUGUCGUCCAGUGAAGAUGAGUGGGUCCCUCUGGAGUUGUGCUUUGGAAUGCCCCUGUUCAGCUCUGAACUUAACCGCAAAGUAUGUGAGAGGAUUGUCUUGCACAAGCUCUGCAGCAAAGACAGUCUUCAAGAGCUACUGCACUCGAGCCGAAAACUGUCCUUGCAAGUUCUGAGUUUUGUCCAGUCAUUCCAGGAUUGCAGCCAGCCAGCUGACCCAGACAGUGGGGUGUCAGGCCCCCUCAGUCAGCCCCCAGCGGAGUCCGGCGUCCCCCUGCCUGCCCUCAACCUACUUUUUAUGGAUGGCCAAUUGAAGGAGUGGAGCGGCCGAGCCCCGCCCUCCCUCCACAUCUCUACCAUACAGAGAGACCAGCUCACAUAAAACCACACCUUGUAAAAGUCUUCACCAAUCCCUCUUCAGCUUCUCACCAUAUCCCACUCAUCCUGAUCGAUUCCUGAGUCGCCAGUGUUGCUGUCUUGGCUCUGUUGUGCAUUCAGCCCAGCAUUUCAAUGCCCUUGCUAAAUCUGGAUGUUUCUAUCGACCGAGCCAAGAGUAACACUAGCACUGAUUAAUUGAGAUGGAUUUGAUCAAACUCUUAAUCUCUCCUAUUAUCAAGAAUCAAAUUUCACCUCAUUCAAAGAUUUUUUCAGUAUAAAUAUACAAAAUAUUCUCACAAAAGUGUGACUUGUUUCAUGUAUAUGGACCUUGCUUGGAACAUGUAGGACCAAACGUGGUUGGAUGAAGUCCUCCAGGUCUCUUGUAUAUGGCUAUUUGUACUGUCAUGUGGUGUGGCCCUAUGCAUGAUAAUCAUUGCACAAAAUCUCAGAGGAGUAAUUUGACUGAUUGAAUAGGGUAUGCAACCAUGAAAAUAGAGUUUUUCCUUUUGCACAAAAUCUGUGGAUGAUUUUUUUUUGUGUGUGCUUUUGCAGUUCCUUUGGCUUAAUUGUUAUCAUUUCAGUGUAGAUUUUUUUUCCCAUCUGCAAAAUAUUCCUUCACCAUUGGGUAACCACAGAGCAUAGGAGCAAUAUAUGGUUCCACAUUUUUUCUAUACUAUGUGGUAACACCAAAGAUUAUUAUUUUUUUUUUUAACAGCAAUUUCAGUAUGUUUUUUUUUUUUUUUUUUUUUUUUUUUUAAACAUUUUAUUUUAUUUUUAUUUUGCAGCCUUAUAAAUGAGUUGCAUGGUGCCCAGUAGACUGCAGUCAGCUCCAUGCUUGUGCUGUGGGCCUCUUCAUUGGCCGGUUUAAAGGAUACCCAUUUGGACUGACUACUGUUUUUUAGUCCAGAAAGUACCAAAGCCUAGGAGUGGGCUGACAUAAACAGAGAAGACCAUUCAUCUCUUUAAUAUUUGCUGUAUAUCAUUGAGAGUUUUAGAAGAGAUAAUGUAGCUUUGCUACAGUGUUGAAAGAUUUAGAGCCCUGAAGUGGUGUCACCAUUUUUUUCCUAUUUCCAUUUUUCCUUUCCUAGGAAUGCCGGCUGUAUUUCCCUCUUUGGAUUCUGUAGUAAUUGUUGACUAUGGAGUUUAUGAUGAUCUUGAUGACAGUGGUACAGAUAAAUAAGAGAUCUUGGUGCAGCAUGACCAUUGUGUGUGUGUGUAGUGUGCACCAUUCUCACACCUUUGUCCAAAUCUUCUCUCAUUCCCUCCAGUUCAGCCCUUCUACUGAUCUCCUAGUUCUUGCCUAUACCUCUCUUCUAGAUUAAUGAGAGAAAUCCAAAUCCCAGUUCCUUACCAAGCCAUCUCAGUGUUAGAGAAGAACUGUUAGUUUUAUAAAUUCACCCUGCAUUUUAGGAACUCUUUGUUGUGGUGUGUUUGAUGGGAUUGUGAAUAAUGCUCUUGUAAUCAAAUGGGUCCAAAAGUGACAUUCCUUCUUACCCUCUCCCAGCCACAUAAAAUAUAUAAUGCACCAAUAUGUAAAAAAUAUAUGAUAAAAUAUGAAUAAAUAAAUAAAUAUGUUACAACAACCUUCCCCUAAAGGGUAUUUAGGGAUGCGGUCCUUGCCUGAGGGAGUGUGGUGUGGAAACUGUUUUCCUGGGCUGGUUUCAGGAUUGGCCAUAGCCUGGUUUGUUCCCCAUUGCCCCCGGUAACUGUAAUUACUAUGGCAACAGAAAUGCAGAAUGUCACCAGGGGGCAGCUAGGUUCCAAAAUGGGUCAUAUCACUAGAGUAUAACGCAAAUGAAUGCAGAAGCCUGAGCACAGGGAAGGCACUGAGAGCACUGCAGGAUUGGACUUGAUAAUUAUGACUGAUGAGUGAUGUUAUUUAUUUAUUUAUUUAUUUGGUGUCAAUGU
Electrophorus electricus (electric eel) is the source of this 4596-nucleotide messenger RNA. It is a transcript of the gene fam91a1, whose product is annotated as family with sequence similarity 91 member A1. The record is from RefSeq and is a predicted model, not a curated record. NCBI's taxonomy places the organism in Eukaryota, Metazoa, Chordata, Actinopteri, Gymnotiformes, Gymnotidae. Gene Ontology annotation, cellular component: trans-Golgi network; cytoplasmic vesicle. Gene Ontology annotation, biological process: intracellular protein transport.